Fomitopsis serialis is the source of this 1114-nucleotide messenger RNA. RefSeq lists its product as uncharacterized. The record is from RefSeq and is a predicted model, not a curated record. The coding region runs from base 145 to 906 and encodes 253 amino acids. The transcript is spliced from 3 exons. Lineage: Eukaryota; Fungi; Basidiomycota; Agaricomycetes; Polyporales; Fomitopsidaceae.
GGGCAUCGGGGUCGAGACGGUGACGUACAUCGGCGACGACUUUUGGGCGGUGCAGACGUUGUGAGGAAGCCUGCGGCCUGGGGAAGGGGGGAUGACGAAUGUACUCACAAUUGUAUGCCAGAUAACCUGCGCGGUGUGCGCUGAAUGAAGUUCGUGAUAGCUUAUCAUUCGCCCCGUGGGGAUGGGCGUGGCCCUCGUGCUGGCUGCGUACCGAUCACUGUGCUCGUCAUAAUUGAACGACGGCCGGUGACGCCAAUGCGUGUGCCUUGUAUACGGUCCACCCAAAGCUCCGUAUGUCACGCGGGGGGCGCGUGUAGAUCGGUAUUAGUGCUAGUUCUCGAUCCUCAUAUGAAAAGCACGCUUGGUCCGUCGUGCGUCUCCUGGGAGAGUACCCGCUGCCGAUUACGCCGCCUGAGAGGCACAGUAACCUUGUACGUGCAUAGUCGGCUGUCAAUCAAGACAAUUAUACCGCCUAUAGAUGGCAGCUGCCACCACGUGUGGCGUCGUAGAGGCCAAGACAACCGGAUAUGGGAGGCUCUGAUCUCAUUCAGUGCUCGUCCACGGUCCACACAUUGCAACAAGAAGACGACCACACGGAACCGAGCACAGGACCCGACCGGCCUUUCCAGGUUUGUCAGGGCUGUGAACAAUGGCUCGACUUGCCCACCGUCCAGACCAUCGAUAUCAGGCGGUGUGUGUCUUCCUCUGCGAUUUCUGCGGCUCGACCGCGGGGGAACCCCAGAACGUCGUCCGCUGCGAACCAAUCCGGAGGCGCGACAGAAGCCUGUACUGCUUGGACUUGGCUCGGACGGUAAGUUAUCGCAGAUGUCUCAUGUCCUCCCACCUGGCGGGCGAGAGCAAAUGAACGACCCAAGUACGCUAGCUGUCGGACUCCGCCUGGUGUGAAUCCGAGCUGCAUCGGCGCCCCCCACGGAUGGGACAUCAAAGACAGCGUCCGAGGCCCUCAGCACGGCUGACUGGACGAUCCUCGGUCGCUUUGUGGGGUUAGGACAGGAGUGCGCAGACGAGAAGCUCGACUGCUCUGGAUGCUGCGCUAUCUCGUUCGAGUUCAAUGUCCGCCUCGUCUUGAUUCGGCGGAGGCGUUGCAGGGUGC